Brienomyrus brachyistius is the source of this 1876-nucleotide messenger RNA. RefSeq names its product NFU1 iron-sulfur cluster scaffold homolog (S. cerevisiae) (gene nfu1). NCBI's taxonomy places the organism in Eukaryota, Metazoa, Chordata, Actinopteri, Osteoglossiformes, Mormyridae. The transcript is spliced from 8 exons. Gene Ontology annotation, molecular function: iron-sulfur cluster binding; iron ion binding. Gene Ontology annotation, cellular component: mitochondrion. The record is from RefSeq and is a predicted model, not a curated record. Gene Ontology annotation, biological process: iron-sulfur cluster assembly. The coding region runs from base 598 to 1188 and encodes 196 amino acids.
UUCAAGCGAAACUCGGUAUCUGAUCGUUUAUGGAGAUGCAUGGGAGCGGUAUCUGUCCAUACACAUAUAGAGCAGCCCGGGGUGUUCAUUGGCGCGGCGGUCUGAUGUGUAUAACCUGACCAGCAGGCUCCGCACGGCCCAUACCUGCUAUGCCUGAUCCUUUAUCAAUAACAGGGACAGACAAUUGUCCGCAGACAAUCACGCCUGAUUUAUGAUUCUUCGUAGGUUCUACGCAGAGCUUAACGCCGUGGCCUGCGAAAGUGUUUGUGUGUCUCUGUCCCAUCUGCAGUUUCACCGCCAGAAAGCUAGCUGGCGGUGUGGUUUUUAUGCCAUUCAAAGACGAAAAAGAAGAAGAAGAAGAGGGGUCUCACUGUUGUGUUUCUUCGUGUUGUAGAAAUAGUCACGUUUACCGAAAUUACUGUAACGCAGAAAAGAGGGAACUGACUGAAUCAGUGCACAACAAAUGCUUUGCGUUUUUAAAAGAUACGUCCUGUGGCCCUUCAGGAUUAUCAAGGUCCAAGGCUGCUUUGGGCAACACAGAAAGGGAGAAAAACAAGAUGGCCACUUAUUCCCGCCACAUAUUUUCCAGUGAGGAGCAUGUUUAUUCAGACCCAAGACACUCCAAAUCCAAACAGCCUGAAGUUCCUGCCAGGUCGCAUGGUUCUGGAGACGGGAACCCUGGAUUUCGCCAGCCCCCGUGAUGCACACUGCUCCCCAUUGGCUAGACAGCUCUUCAGAAUCGACGGUGUGAAGAGUGUUUUCCUGGGCCCAGAUUUUAUCACUAUUACCAAGACAGAUAUAGAUAUUGAGUGGAAAGUGAUUAAGCCAGAUGUUUUUGCUACUAUUAUGGAUUUCUUCACGUCGGGCUUGCCCAUCGUCAAUGAGGACAUGCCUCGGCCAGAUACAGCCCCCUGUGAGGAUGACGACGAGGUGGUCGCCAUGAUCAAAGAGCUGCUGGACACUCGGAUCAGGCCGACAGUGCAGGAGGACGGAGGCGAUGUGCUGUACCGCGGCUUCGAGGACGGCAUUGUGAGGCUGAAACUCCAGGGCUCUUGCACCAGCUGCCCCAGCUCCAUCGUGACACUGAAGAGCGGCAUUCAGAACAUGCUGCAGUUCUACGUCCCGGAGGUGGAGGGCGUGGAGCAGGUGAAUGAUGACGAUGGAGCGGAGCGGGGUGCACAGGCCUAAGUGUUUUGGCAGCCAUUCCAAACUCUGCAUCCAGGCACUGCCAUCAUCGGCCUGGCUUCAAAGACGUCUCAAAAACCUAGAGCGGCCUCCUUGCGUGCAUUUCGGACUAUUGGGAGCAGUGUGGCGUAUUUGCUUGGAAGACCACAGCUGUGCUUCAUGUAUGAGAUCGCUGAGCAGGCAGCGGUGACAUCUCACACCUGGUGUGUCACUUAGUACACGUACUUUAUCUGCCAAACGACUUGAGAACUUAACAGCAGUGGCAUUCUUAACUUAAACCUCAGCUUUAUAUUUUCUUUUCUGCUUUUUUUUGUAAAACCAACAAACAAUAUUUUCCACAUUCAUUUUUAUAACAUUAAUUGGUGCAAACCAUGCUGAAUGAAGUAAAGGUUCCCAAGAAAUUCGUUUUCCAUGAUGACCAUAGAAGCAUAUAUGAAGAGAAUGUCACUGGAUAUAGUCACAUACACUUGGUCUCUUGUCCUUUGUCGUCAUCAGAAAUUUAUUUGCAGAUAUUUGGGUGAUGUACUUCAAACUAUAGCUGUAUUUACAAAGUACUCUAACUUCCAUGUGAAGUAUUACAGGAUGAGAAAGUGUGCUAUCUGAAAAUGUGUAAGAUUUGUGAAAAUUAAAAGAGCAAUAAUGCAAAUCCUAAUUCAUAGAUUGUUUAAUAAAGUAAAAAAAUAAGUCACAA